AUGUUCACAGAGACAUUAAGGAACAGUGAUAUAUUCACUUUGAUAAUUGUACUCUGUGUGGAAGUAGUAAUGGGAAUCUUAGGAAAUGGAUUCAUAGCAGUAGUGAAUAUCAUGGACUGGGCCAGGAGAAGAAGGAUCUCUUCAGUGGAUCAGAUUCUUACUGCUUUGGCCAUUCUCAGGCUCCUUUAUGUGUGGUCUGUGGUCACUGGCAUAUUGUUAUUCAUACUGGACCCACACUUGCUUAUGAGAUCAGAAAUGCUUACAGCAGUGGGUAUUAUCUGGGUAGUGAACAACCAUUUCAGCGUCUGGCUUUCUACAUGCCUCGGUAUCUUUUAUUUUCUCAAGAUAGCCAAUUUUUCUAACUCUUUUUUUCUUUACCUAAAGAGGAGAGUUAAAAAAAUGAUUUUAAUGAUAAUACUGAUAUCAAUAAUAUUCUUGAUUUUAAACAUGUUACCUCUAAGGUUUUAUGAUCAUUUCUUGAUGGAGGUUUAUGAAGGAAAUAUGUCUUAUAGUUUGAGGAAUUCACCACAACUUCCCAGAAUUUUCUUGUUCACCAACUCAUCCAAAGUUUUCUUAAUCACCAACUCAUCCAAUGUUUACUUACCCAUCAACUCCCUGUUCACUCUCAUACCUUUUACAGUGUCCCUGGUAGCUUUUCUCAUGCUCAUGUUCUCACUCUGGAAGCAUCAUAAGAAGAUGCAGGUCAAUGCCACAAUUCCUAGAGAUGCCAGCACCAUGGCCCACAUGAAAGCUUUGCAAACCGUGCUUUUCCUCCUUCUGCUGUAUGCAAUAUACUUACUUUUUAAUGUCAUAGGAAUUUUGAGUGUUGGAUUGAUGGGUGGAAAGCUAAUAUUUUUUUUUGAUCACAUUUCUGUAGUUGUUUUUCCUAUAAGCCACUCAUUUGUCCUGAUCCUAGGAAACAGUAAGCUGAGACAAGCUACUCUUUCCAUGCUCCCUUGUCUGAGGUGCCAGACCAAAGAUAAGGAGCCCAUGGGUCCCUAA
This is a messenger RNA of Apodemus sylvaticus (European woodmouse), 1002 nucleotides long. RefSeq names its product taste receptor type 2 member 110-like. The transcript has a single exon. The record is from RefSeq and is a predicted model, not a curated record. Gene Ontology annotation, cellular component: membrane. Gene Ontology annotation, biological process: sensory perception of taste; detection of chemical stimulus involved in sensory perception of bitter taste; G protein-coupled receptor signaling pathway. The coding region runs from base 1 to 1002 and encodes 333 amino acids. Lineage: Eukaryota; Metazoa; Chordata; Mammalia; Rodentia; Muridae. Gene Ontology annotation, molecular function: bitter taste receptor activity; G protein-coupled receptor activity.